Messenger RNA from Sphaerodactylus townsendi, 1581 nucleotides. RefSeq names its product transcription elongation factor, mitochondrial (gene TEFM). Lineage: Eukaryota; Metazoa; Chordata; Lepidosauria; Squamata; Sphaerodactylidae. The transcript is spliced from 4 exons. Bases 83 to 1174 code for a protein of 363 amino acids. The record is from RefSeq and is a predicted model, not a curated record. Gene Ontology annotation, molecular function: DNA polymerase processivity factor activity; nucleic acid binding. Gene Ontology annotation, biological process: transcription elongation by mitochondrial RNA polymerase; mitochondrial transcription. Gene Ontology annotation, cellular component: mitochondrial nucleoid.
CAGGGGCCGGAAUCUUCCUUUCGAGGACGCGCAAAGGACACACGGGGGACCGCAAAAGGUGUUGCGCCGCAAAAGGGCGAAGAUGAGCUUCAAAGGGCUUGUCAGUCUAAUGCAAAGCGGUAGGAGAGGGUUUCUCCAGUUGCCUUUAUGCUCACCUCGACUGCAACCAUUGUAUGUUCUGUGGUGUCCAAAGUCCACAUCUGUUUUACGGCAGGACUCUGAUGAUUCUUCAUCUGUUCCUGAGGACUUAAGGGAACCCAAACCAUCCAUAGAUGAUUUGUAUACUUCUGAGCAAAAAUCUGCAGUUCUACAGCGACUCAAUUUGGCAACUGUGGAAGAACUUUCGGCUGUGAAACUCAUGCGAGGAAGAAAGUCCAUCAACAUACUAGAGUACAGAAAGAAGCAUGGGCCAUUUCAGGAUUUACAGAGUUUAUUGGAAGUACCUCUGUUUCAGUAUAAAACAGCUGUUAAAGUGUGUGACUUUAUUCUUAACCCCCUUGCAAAAGAAGAAAGGAAAGAGAGGAAGACACACAAUGCAUCAUUGAUAAUGAAAUGUAUCAAGCCAGAAAUCGAGAGCAAGAAGUUGAAGAGUGCCAAUGAUAUUGUAUCCGUUGUUUUCGGCACACGCAAAAUUGCAUGGGCUCAUGUUAACAGACACUUAACGAUUCACGACUGGCAACAGCAGGAGUGUACAAUGUUUAUGAAAGGAACCUAUGUGCCUUCGGUUUAUCUGGAAGAGAUUUCUUCCGUGGUGUCUCAACUGCCCGAAGCAGAUUUUUAUGUUUUGGAAAAGAAUGGACUUUCUGCUUUGAAUACAAAUCUAUUUCCGGUGACGUUACAUCUUCGUACAGUGGAAGCUAUGCUUUAUGCAUUGUUACAGAAAACAUUUGCCCAGGAAGGCCAGCACAAAGUGCUAAGUAUGGCCCGAAUUUUUGUAGGAAAACACUUUGGAUUGAUAGUGGGGGACUCCCGGACUAGUGGAAUCGAUCUUGUAAAACAGCUUCUCUUAGAAUCUGUGACACUAGCUAAUCCUCGGGUGAAUUUUCCGAGAGAUAGAGUGGUCAGUUACCAAAACCUGUUGUCCACAAACAAGUCAAGGCGAGAUGAGGAACUAUGUGAUUCCUUGCUACAAGCAGUAGCUUUUUUUGAGCUUUUAGCACAGCACGACACUUGAAUCUUUCUAGAUUUCAUUGACGAAUUUCCGUUACAGCCAGGUCUGGUUUAUGGCACCUGCAGAAUUUGUUAAUACACCUGAUAAUUUCUUGGUUUUUAUACUGUAUGAGUCUAUUCUAUCUAUAACCCAAUGAGCAUACACCUCCACCAGUGACCAUACUAGAAAACAAAGCUAUAAAGAACUCAUAUAAAGGUUUACAAGGAUAAAAUAAAAAUAUGGUCAUACUGCAGUGAUACAGUUUAUACAGUUCUAUGAAAAGUUUGCCAUUGCAGGUAGUAUGACAGUUGUAUGUCACUUUAUUUAGUAGUGGUAUGUGAAGCAUGUCAAGUAAAAAAAAAACUUAGAUCAUAUUUAAGAUGCUAACAUUGCUGCUGAAUUAUAUAAAAUGUAUAGAAAUGUGUGUCAAA